This is a messenger RNA of Epinephelus moara (kelp grouper), 5853 nucleotides long. RefSeq names its product AP2-associated protein kinase 1-like. The coding region runs from base 863 to 4192 and encodes 1109 amino acids. Lineage: Eukaryota; Metazoa; Chordata; Actinopteri; Perciformes; Serranidae. Gene Ontology annotation, molecular function: protein kinase activity; ATP binding. The record is from RefSeq and is a predicted model, not a curated record. Gene Ontology annotation, biological process: protein phosphorylation. The transcript is spliced from 20 exons.
AGCUAGGAUGUUGCGAUAUCGCUGGCAGCCAAAGAUUGCUGUGGUUGCAGAGAUUAGGCUGCUGGGUUGAAACCUCUGCCUAAUGUUUAGCUAGAUGUCAAAUUCCGCGGUUGUUCGCGAGCAGUCUCAACAGACGGAGGUUUUAGCUUCCUGUCGACUCUGCGCCUGUUUGUGUUGAUAAACGGCUGCAUCGCGCUAAUGCGUUAGCUUACUAAAACCCCAGUUUUAAUGUAAAUGGAAGCAAUUAAAUAGCUCGACGGGCAGCUAUGUGCCAUCUAACGGUCGCUUCACUUGACUGAGGAUGGAAAGACUAUUUCGGGCGACGCUAUCAGACAAGUUACACGUCGGAUACAUCGCUCCCGUGGACAUUAUCUUCAGAGGAUAACCUGGAUAACCUUACACGAAAUGUCAUAGCGCGUAAGUAGCUAGCACUUAGCUAGCUGGGUAAUGGCUGGACGAGAUGGAGAAGGACCUAAUGUUAUCAUCAGCAGCAGCCGACCAUGAACAGCUGGAUGGAUAGCUAAAGAAAUACUUUCUCCGGAGAUGCUUUAGCCUCCUGGGUGGUGUAAUUCACUUACAUAACAGCUAGUCGCAACCGCUCUAGCUAUCACCAACUGGCUUGUGUUGGCAAGCAAAUGGGAAAUUUGCCACCAAAAAUCUGGGUUGUCUCAACAUCAUAAGUGACAAAGGCAUCGCUGCAUGUUGUGAGGCUGCAGACAGACUUUGCUUGAAGCGUCAGAUUUCGUGUACAGCCUGACCUGCGUUAUCUAUCAGUGCAAUAAUAAGGUGCACAGGAAACAGGCACUUCAUCUGUGUGCCUGGGAUUUGAAGCCGCAAACACUCCUCCUGUCAUUUCGACAUCAUGAGGAAGUUCUUUGAUUCUCGUCGGGAGUUGGUGAGCUCCGGGCCUGGUUCUGGAGGAGGGGGCAGCAGCUCUGGGUCCAGUCAUGCAGGCGGAAAUUUCAUUGGCAGAGCCUUCACUGUCGGGCGGCACCAAGUCACUGUUGAGGAGAUAAUUGCUGAAGGUGGCUUUGCAAUCGUGUUCCUCGUGCGAACAAAUCAAGGGGUGCGUUGCGCCCUGAAGAGGAUGUAUGUCAACAAUGAGCAUGAUCUGCAGGUGUGCAAAUGCGAGAUUCAAAUAAUGAAAGACCUUGUGGGUCACAAGAAUAUUGUCGGUUAUCUUGACUCCAGUAUUACUGCUAUGGGAUCGAGGGAUGUAUGGGAGGUCUUCAUACUUAUGGACUUCUGCAAGGGGGGGCAGGUGGUCAAUUUGAUGAAUCAAAGGCUGCAGACCGGCUUCACCGAGGCUGAGGUGCUGCAGAUCUUCUGCGACACCUGUGAUGCUGUUUCUCGCCUGCACCAGCGCAAGACACCCAUCAUCCACAGAGACCUUAAGGUGGAGAACAUCCUCCUGCAUGACAAGGGUCAUUAUGUGCUGUGUGACUUUGGCAGCGCCACCAACAAGUUCCAGAGCCCACAGACCGAAGGAGUGGCCGCCGUGGAGGAAGAGAUCAAAAAGUACACCACUUUAUCAUAUCGCGCCCCAGAGAUGGUGAACCUCUACAAUAACAAGAUUAUCACUACAAAAGCAGAUAUCUGGGCGCUGGGCUGUUUGCUGUACAAACUCUGCUUCUUCACUCUGCCCUUUGGUGAAAGCCAGGUGGCCAUCUGUGAUGGCAGCUUCACCAUUCCAGACAACUCCCGCUACUCUUAUGAUCUUCACUGCCUCAUUCGGUACAUGCUGGAGCCAGACCCAGACAAAAGACCAGAUAUCUACCAGGUGUCCUACUUUGCUUUUAAACUAGCUCAGCGGACCUGCCCUGUUCAGAAUGUGAAGAAUUCUCAGAUUCCUUCUAAACUUCCUGAGCCAAUCAAAGCGAGUGAGGCUGCAGCCGCGAAGAAGAGCCAGGCUAAACCCAGACUGACGGAUCCAAUUCCCACCACUGAAACCUCCAUCACCCCUCGCCAGAGGCCCAAAGCAGCACAUACCCAGCCUGCGGCUGGCAUCCUACCCAUCCAGCCUGCUGCUCUCACCCCUCGCAAGCGGGCUAAUCUCCCUGGUGGUGCAGCUCAGCCUGUGGGAGUCAGCUUAAACCUCUCUCAGCCAGCUGCAGCUCUGCAGUCACAGAAGGCACAGAGUUCAGUUUUGCCUCUCAUCCAGUCACAAAACAAUUCAAGUCAGGCUGUGGCUCCGCAGAAGCAGCCAGCCGCAGCUCCAGCAGCAGAGACUGCAGCAACAACAGCGGCAGCGGUGUCACCAGUCACCAAGGCCGACGUCCAACCACAAGCACAGCCAAUAGUUCAGCAACAGACCACACCCACAUCCGCGGCCAGCGCCACCUCCCAGCAGGGAGCACAGACUCCGUCGAGCCCGGCCCCUCCUCAACGCCCAGCUCGACGCAAGCAGGCUCAGCAGCCAGCGGCUCAGCCUUCGCCCAGCAAACCGGCCCCUGGUCAGCCGCCUAUAUCUCAGCAGCAGCAGCAGCAGCAGCAGAUAACUCAGCCACCAGCUGCUCAGGCUCCGCCCACCUCCACUGAGAUCAGCCAAAUAGCAGCAGAGACAACUCCACCUGCUUCUCCAAAGACGACUGAAGAGCGAGGCCACCAACGCACACCGAGUGACGCUGCAGCGAGCAGCGUUGCUGGAGUUCCAGUGAGUGACUCCUCACAGCAGCCACAAGGAGCUAAUGGAGACGCUGUCCUCAACCAAUCAUUUACAUCUCAGCCAAGCACCGCUCAGCUUGUACAGCUCGGUAUUGAUGAUGCAGGCCAGGACCAAACCAAAGCUGGAGCCACUGUUUCUGCGGCCAGCGAUGCAACCAACACCCCCACACAGCCCGCAUGGAACCCGUUUGACGAUGACAACUUUUCAAACCUCACUGCAGACGAAUUCAAAACCGAGGACAAAAAGCCCACUGACCUACCUUCAGAAAUUGAGUUAUCAUCCUCUGAGGCGUUGAUACCAGGCCUGCAGGCCUCAUCUGUGGCUAAUACACCCCAAGAUACUGUAGAAAAACCAUCAUCCAUUCUUGAUGUGGAUUCAGGAGCCUCGCUGCUGGCUGUCCCAGAUCCUUUUGGUCUCGAGCUGUCAGAUGCACCAGAGAAGCUGAUUGAAGGACUCAAAUCUCCAGACACGUCUUCACUCAUGCUUCCCGACCUCCUGUCAUUGUCUGAUCCCUUCGGUGGCUCUGUGGAAGAGUCUGCAAAAGACCCUCUCGCCGCAGACGACACUCUCCUGGGCUGCUCUCUGAUCUCUGGUCCGUCCGCCCCUCCGGCAGCGAGCAGCGCCACCUCCUCUGUCUCCUCUGCUCCCACCUCCGCUGCCUCUGCUUUAGAUGAUUUCAGCUUGUUGUCUGGGGACUGUGCACAGCCUAUAGCAGACUCGUCUCUCCUGAUCUCAGACUUUGAGCCGCAGCAGGCCGCAGCGGAGGCAGGCACAGAGGAUGAGUUUGAUCCUAUUCCCGUCACAGGCCGAAAGAACUCCCAAGACCUGCAGAGGGAGCUCAGCAGUAAUGUACUGCGAGCCGCUCGGACUGUGGCUCCUGUGCAGCCCACUGAGGAGAAUCAAAGGCCGAUGGUCCAGCAGAAGACUGCUGAGUGUGUCUAUAAUAAACACAUGUUGCCACCAGAUGAGAGGAUCAUGCAACACCAUAUGAUACCAGCUACUUCCACAGGCCUGCCUUUUAUACCUGUCAACCAAAUAUCCCAGUUCCAGCCCCCGAACAGCCCAGUCACCUCCGAUGUCUUCCAGCUGGCCCCUUUUAAAACACCAGGAAAAGAAAGCAAGAUGGCACUUGGCAGCUCCUCCUUUUCUUCAUCUCGUAAACCUGCUGAGACAUCAGAUGUUUUCCUCCAGGCGCCGUUUGGAAAGAGGCAGGAAACAGCCAGAUCUGAUCCUACUAACACUCACGUCUUAAAGUCUGGUACACAGCAGAUUCAAACCAGCAAACGGUAUCACCUGCUCCCGGUGUCGUCUCACUCUGGUCCUCGGGCCCCUCUUCUGCACACAGAGACGCCUCUGCUUCAGCAGCCAGUGGCGGUGCACCGGGUCGUCUCCAGGAUUGGUCAGCAGGCCGCCGUGGGUUCGGUAGCUGUGGGGCCUCUGCAUUCCUGGACGAUCGGGGGAAGACCUCUAGAUGACCCGUUCACUGCUGCACCUUUCCAGCCAAGAUGCUCUCAGGGGAAACCUUGAUUUAUCUCAGCAUCUCUCAAAACAUGCCAAAGCAUAGCUUACUCCUGUAAUUUAAGACAGAGGCAAAGCAGAGUUCAGUUGCAGUAUUACCCAAAUUUCUAAUGUAGUUUUACUCUUGUCGUCAUUACUGCAGUAUUAAACCAAGUAAACUUUUUAAACUUAAUGUUCUACCUCAGUCGUGGGAUUUGCUUUCAGUCUGAGCACAACAGUGCAACAUAUCAGCACUUUACAGUUUGAACUUGGGCUGAGUGAACAUGAAGGUUUGGCCCUGGUCUCAAUUCAAAACUGAAUUAAGGAUAUCAAAAAGGGUUUUGUUAAAGGUCCAAUCAUGUAAGUCACAGUUUUAUUCAAAUAAUGAAUAAAAAGAAUUUAGCAUGUAUCUCAAUUAUCAUAAUUGAAAUAUGGGUCUGUUUUACCUGGACCUUUAGAAACGUUACUGUUUUAAUAAUAUUACUCUGAUGCUGUAAUAUCAGAAAACAAUAGCUUGAGGAUAAAGUAGCUGUUCUCAGUUUUCUGCUUUAUAUUAGAAACAUGUCUUGGCAGUGGUUGCAGGUUCUACUCCUUUGUUGUUGUUUACCCUUUUGUUUACAUUUUGAUUUCAGAUUGUGCCUUUAAUACCAGUUGUGUUAUUUUUCCAAAAUGGUUGCAGGCGUCUGGUCAAUGCUUGGCACAAGUGCUGCAAUAGACACCAAAUAUUCUGCUGCAAGCCAAAGAAAUUAUUGGAAAUAAAGGAAAUGUUGUGAAACAUUUUCCCACAGUUUGAAGGACAAAAAAUAUUCAGGCAGUUAUUACUUUUAUAUCAACAGACUGAAAGCUAAAUGGUUAAGCUAAAUACCAAAAGGCUAGUCACUAGAGAGCUGUACUGGAACCAGUAUGAUGUUUAGAUUUGGACGGACUUUAAUGAUUUCAAGCUCAAUUUACCUGCUUUACUGCUCAAUAGUUGUGCUGCCAUUUUCCAAUACACCGCACCAGUGUUAAUGGAGCUUUAUUGUUCUCUUGAAAGGAUUUUUGAAAUGAAACAUAUCACAUCUGUGGUUUAAUUCACUGAUGUCUUACAGUGUAAGGUGACAGGUCAGAAGGGAUUCUCAAGACAUAAACCAGUAUCAUCUUUACUGAGCUGACUUUUAGUAAGUUGCUUUUAAUGGUCCUGUGUGUAGGAUUUAAGGGGAUAUAUUGGCAAAAGUGGAAUAUAAAAUUCUCAACUAUGUUUUCAUUAGUUUAUAAUCACCUGAAAUUAAGAAUAACUGUGUUUUUGUAACCUUAGAAUGAGCCGUUUAUAUCUCCAUAUGGAGUGGGCCCUUGUCCACGGUCAUGUUAUUUCUACAGUAGUCGACAAAUGCACAUUGGCUUUCAUGUUCACACACACACACAUUCACGUUUUUGCGUUGGCCACCAUAGUUCUCCUACAUGUUUCAGUUGGUUGCAAUCUGCAGCCUCACCACUAGAUGCCACUAAAUCCUACACACUGGACAUUUAAAGUGAAGAGAUUUCAAAUGAUGCUUCAAAGUUUGCUUAUACUUUGUCACAGAUAAGGACGUUUUGUAAACUGUGCUGCCUUGCCAUGCUAACAGUAUUUGUAUAUUUUAUAUUAUCUGGCUAUUAAUACUGGAUGUUAGGAGUUGUUAGUAAAAAUUUAAACUGAUUUUAUUAAAGGUUUGUAA